Molecule: messenger RNA, 9565 nt
Organism: Alligator mississippiensis (American alligator)
Lineage: Eukaryota; Metazoa; Chordata; Crocodylia; Alligatoridae
Gene: ITPR1
Product: inositol 1,4,5-trisphosphate receptor type 1
Exons: 59
Coding region: 91-8256 (2721 amino acids)
Biological process (GO): calcium ion transmembrane transport
Cellular component (GO): membrane; endoplasmic reticulum
Molecular function (GO): inositol 1,4,5-trisphosphate-gated calcium channel activity; inositol 1,4,5 trisphosphate binding
Source: RefSeq, a predicted model, not a curated record
AGUCAGCAUGUGUGCGGGCGGCGCGCGGCGCGGGGCGGGCGGGAGCAUGGCAGCGCCGGGUGGCUGCUGAGCAGGGCCUCAAAGCCAGAGAUGACUGACAAGAUGUCGAGUUUCCUUCAUAUCGGAGAUAUUUGUUCUCUAUAUGCAGAGGGCUCAACAAAUGGAUUUAUCAGCACCCUGGGCCUUGUGGAUGAUCGAUGUGUUGUGCAGCCAGAUGCAGGUGAUCUUAACAACCCGCCCAAAAAGUUCAGAGAUUGCCUGUUUAAGCUAUGUCCUAUGAACCGGUACUCUGCUCAGAAACAGUUCUGGAAAGCAGCAAAACCAGGAGCUAACAGCACUACAGAUGCAGUAUUACUCAAUAAACUACAUCAUGCGGCCGAUUUGGAAAAGAAACAGAAUGAAACGGAAAACAGGAAGCUUCUGGGAACAGUUAUCCAAUAUGGCAAUGUUAUCCAGCUGUUGCAUUUAAAAAGUAACAAAUACUUAACGGUAAAUAAGAGGCUCCCAGCUCUGCUAGAGAAGAAUGCAAUGAGAGUGACUCUGGACGAAGCUGGAAAUGAAGGUUCCUGGUUCUACAUACAACCUUUCUACAAACUGCGUUCCAUAGGAGACAGUGUUGUCAUUGGAGACAAAGUGGUCCUAAAUCCUGUUAAUGCUGGCCAGCCCCUUCAUGCCAGUAGCCAUCAACUGGUUGAUAAUCCUGGGUGUAAUGAGGUCAACUCUGUGAAUUGCACUACAAGCUGGAAAAUAGUCCUCUUCAUGAAAUGGAGUGAUAACAAAGAUGAUAUCCUAAAAGGGGGAGAUGUAGUGAGGCUGUUUCAUGCAGAGCAGGAGAAGUUUCUCACUUGUGAUGAGCACAGAAAGAAGCAGCAUGUCUUCCUGAGAACCACCGGGAGACAGUCGGCCACUUCCGCAACAAGUUCAAAAGCACUGUGGGAAGUUGAGGUGGUGCAACAUGACCCAUGUCGUGGUGGUGCCGGUUAUUGGAAUAGUCUUUUUCGAUUCAAACAUCUUGCUACAGGACACUACUUAGCAGCAGAGGUAAACCCUGACUAUGAGGAAGAUGGCCAGGAGUGUCAAUCCUCACUGGAUCCUGACCAGGAUGGAUCCCAACAAGGGUUGCAUAAUGCUCAGGAGAAGAUGGCAUACUCUUUGGUGUCGGUGCCUGAAGGAAACGAUAUCUCCUCCAUCUUUGAGUUGGACCCCACCACUUUGCGAGGUGGAGAUAGCCUUGUCCCAAGGAACUCCUAUGUCAGGCUUAGACAUCUAUGUACUAACACCUGGGUACACAGCACCAAUAUUCCCAUUGAUAAAGAAGAAGAAAAACCUGUGAUGCUUAAAAUUGGUACCUCUCCAGUAAAAGAGGACAAAGAAGCUUUUGCUAUAGUACCAGUUUCUCCUGCAGAAGUUCGCGAUUUGGACUUUGCAAAUGAUGCAAGCAAGGUGUUGGGUUCUAUUGCUGGCAAGCUGGAGAAGGGAACGAUAACCCAGAAUGAAAGAAGGUCUGUCACCAAGCUGCUGGAAGAUUUGGUUUACUUUGUUACUGGUGGGACUAAUUCUGGGCAAGACGUACUUGAAGUGGUGUUUUCUAAACCAAACAGAGAGCGACAAAAACUGAUGAGAGAGCAAAAUAUCCUAAAGCAGAUUUUCAAGUUGUUACAAGCCCCAUUUACAGACAGUGGAGAUGGACCCAUGUUGCGACUGGAGGAACUUGGAGACCAGCGUCAUGCUCCUUUUAGACACAUUUGCCGGCUCUGCUACAGGGUGUUGAGACACUCCCAGCAAGAUUACAGAAAAAAUCAGGAAUAUAUUGCCAAGCAGUUUGGCUUUAUGCAGAAACAAAUUGGCUACGAUGUAUUGGCAGAGGACACUAUAACGGCAUUGCUUCAUAACAAUCGUAAACUUCUGGAGAAGCACAUUACAGCUGCAGAGAUAGACACCUUUGUUAGUCUCGUGAGGAAGAACAGGGAGCCCAGGUUUUUGGAUUACCUCUCAGAUCUGUGUGUUUCCAUGAACAAGAGUAUACCAGUGACACAGGAGCUGAUCUGUAAAGCCGUGCUGAAUCCAGCAAAUGCAGACAUACUCAUUGAGACAAAGUUGGUUCUGUCUCGGUUUGAGUUUGAAGGGGUAUCAAGUGGAGAUAAUGCCCUGGAGGUUGGAGAAGAUGAGGAAGAAGUCUGGCUAUUCUGGAGAGACAGUAACCAGGAAAUACGCAGUAAGAGUAUCAGAGAGUUGGCUCAAGAUGCUAAGGAAGGGCAGAAGGAAGAUCGGGAUGUACUCAGCUAUUACAGGUACCAGCUGAACCUCUUUGCUAGGAUGUGCCUUGAUCGACAGUACUUGGCUAUAAAUGAAAUAUCAGGCCAGCUGGAUGUGGAUCUCAUCCUUCGUUGUAUGUCUGAUGAAAACUUACCAUAUGAUCUGAGAGCUUCUUUCUGCCGGCUGAUGCUGCAUAUGCAUGUUGACCGUGAUCCGCAAGAGCAAGUAACACCAGUGAAGUAUGCGCGCUUAUGGUCUGAAAUACCUUCUGAAAUUGCUAUUGAUGACUAUGAUAGCAGUGGAACUUCCAAAGAUGAAAUUAAAGAGAGAUUUGCCCAGACCAUGGAAUUUGUUGAGGAAUAUUUGAGAGAUGUGGUGUGUCAGAGGUUCCCUUUCUCUGACAAAGAGAAAAAUAAGCUCACUUUUGAGGUUGUGAACCUGGCCAGAAAUCUGAUAUAUUUUGGUUUCUACAACUUCUGUGAUCUUCUAAGACUAACCAAAAUCCUUCUUGCUAUAUUGGACUGUGUGCAUAUUACUACUAUCUUCCCUAUUACUAAGAUGGCAAAAGGAGAAGAAAAUAAAGGGAGCAAUGUGAUGAGGUCAAUCCAUGGAGUUGGUGAGCUGAUGACUCAGGUUGUACUCAGAGGUGGUGGAUUCUUGCCCAUAGCUCCCCUGGCUGCUGCACCUGAAGGUAACGUCAAGCAAAGUGAACCAGAAAAAGAGGACAUCCUGGUAAUGGACACCAAACUGAAAAUCAUUGAAAUACUUCAGUUUAUUUUGAAUGUGAGGUUGGAUUACAGAAUCUCCUGCCUUCUGUGUAUAUUUAAACGCGAGUUUGAUGAAAGCAACGCUCAGAUGUCUGAAUCGCCAACUGGAAGCAGUAGCCCCGAUGUACCAACUAACGUACCUGGAGCCCUAGACUUUGAACAUAUUGAAGAACAAGCUGAAGGGAUCUUUGGAGGAAGUGAAGAAAACAUGCCGUUGGAUUUGGAUGACCAUGGCGGCAGAACAUUUCUUAGAGUUUUGCUCCACUUAACAAUGCAUGAUUACCCUCCACUUGUGUCUGGGGCGCUUCAGUUACUCUUCAGACAUUUUAGUCAGAGGCAAGAAGUUCUUCAAGCUUUUAAGCAGGUUCAACUGCUUGUUACCAGCCAAGAUGUUGACAACUACAAGCAGAUAAAACAGGAUUUGGACCAGCUGAGAUCUAUUGUGGAGAAAUCAGAACUUUGGGUGUACAAAGGGCAAAGUCCUGAUGAAACUAUGGAUGGAGCACAAGGGGAGAAUGAGCACAAGAAGAAAGAAGAAGGUCAUGGGAAGCCACAGAAAUAUGAAAGUACUAGCAGUUACAAUUACCGGGUCAUGAAGGAGAUUUUGCUUCGGCUUAGCAAGCUCUGUGUUCAAGAAAGUAUCUCGGUCAGAAAAAACCGGAAACAGCAGCAGAGAUUGUUACGAAACAUGGGCGCUCACACUGUGGUUCUGGAAUUGCUGCAGAUUCCCUACGAAAAGGCUGAAGAUACAAGGAUGCAGGAGAUAAUGAAACUUGCACAUGAGUUUUUGCAGAACUUCUGUGCUGGGAACCAACAGAACCAGGCGUUGCUACACAAGCACAUAAACCUGUUUCUUAACCCAGGGAUUCUCGAAGCAGUAACAAUGCAACAUAUUUUCAUGAACAAUUUCCAGCUCUGUAGCGAGAUCAAUGAGCGAGUCGUUCAGCACUUUGUCCACUGUAUUGAAACUCAUGGCCGAAAUGUCCAGUACAUAAAGUUCCUGCAGACUAUUGUCAAGGCAGAAGGAAAGUUCAUUAAGAAGUGUCAAGAUAUGGUUAUGGCUGAGCUGGUUAAUGCGGGAGAAGAUGUCCUUGUGUUCUACAAUGACCGGGCCUCUUUCCAGACCCUUGUGCAAAUGAUGAGAUCAGAGCGAGACAGGAUGGAUGAAAACAGCCCUUUAAUGUAUCAUAUUCACUUAGUAGAACUUCUUGCUGUAUGCACAGAGGGCAAAAAUGUCUACACAGAAAUCAAGUGCAACUCCCUUCUUCCUUUGGAUGACAUUGUUAGAGUAGUAACUCAUGAGGAUUGCAUACCUGAGGUUAAAAUUGCCUAUAUCAACUUCUUGAAUCAUUGCUAUGUGGACACAGAGGUAGAAAUGAAAGAGAUUUACACCAGUAAUCACAUGUGGAAACUGUUUGAGAACUUCCUGGUAGACAUCUGUCGGGCUUGUAAUAACACCAGUGACAGAAAACACACAGACUCCAUCCUAGAGAAGUAUGUGACGGAAAUAGUGAUGAGUAUAGUGACCACCUUCUUCAGCUCGCCAUUUUCUGAUCAGAGCACCACUUUGCAGACCUCAAUCUUGAUCAUAAUAAAAGAGACUCGCCAGCCGGUGUUUGUACAGUUGCUGCAAGGAGUGUUCAGGGUGUACCACUGCAACUGGCUGAUGCCGAGCCAAAAAGCAUCGGUGGAGAGCUGCAUUAGGGUGCUCUCAGAUGUAGCAAAAAGCAGAGCAAUUGCCAUCCCGGUAGAUUUGGACAGCCAGGUCAACAACCUCUUCCUGAAAUCUCACAACAUUGUGCAAAAAACUGCAAUGAACUGGCGAAUGACUGCAAGGAACGCUGCCCGUAGAGACUCGGUGCUAGCUGCUUCCAGGGACUAUCGAAACAUCAUUGAAAGAUUGCAGGAUAUAGUAUCUGCAUUAGAGGAUCGGUUGCGCCCUCUGGUCCAGGCAGAGUUGUCAGUGCUGGUAGACGUUCUGCACAGGCCGGAACUGCUCUUCCCAGAGAACACAGAUGCAAGGAGGAAAUGUGAAAGUGGAGGCUUCAUUUGCAAGUUAAUAAAACACACUAAACAGCUGCUGGAGGAGAAUGAGGAGAAACUAUGUAUUAAAGUAUUACAGACACUCAGGGAAAUGAUGACCAAAGAUAGAGGCUAUGGAGAGAAGGGAGAGGCACUCAGGCAACUUUUGGUCAACCGAUACUAUGGCAAUGUUAGACCUGCUGGAAGGAGAGAGAGCCUUACGAGCUUUGGCAAUGGCCCGUUGUCUGCUGGAGGCGCUAGCAAAGCUGGAGGAGGAGGGGGAAGUUCUGUUUCCAGCUCAAUGAAUCGAGGUGAAAUGAGUUUGGCAGAUGUCCAGUGUCAUCUGGACAAGGAAGGGGCAUCCAACUUAGUCAUAGAUCUCAUCAUGAAUGCCACCAGUGACAGAGUAUUUCAUGAGAGCAUUCUCCUAGCCAUUGCCCUUCUGGAAGGCGGUAAUACAACGAUACAGCAUUCGUUCUUCUGCCGGCUCACAGAAGAUAAGAAAUCGGAAAAAUUUUUUAAGGUUUUCUACGACCGCAUGAAAGUGGCUCAGCAAGAAAUCAAGGCUACCGUCACAGUCAACACGAGUGACUUGGGAAAUAAAAAGAAAGAUGAGGACACUGACAGAGAUGUGCCAGUCAGGAAAAGAGUGCGGGAACCUAUGACCCAAAUCACAGAGGAAGUCCGGGAUCAGUUGCUUGAGGCCUCCACUGCUACACGAAAAGCUUAUAAUACGUACAGGAGGGAAGCCGAUCCUGAUGACCACUUUUCACCUGGGGAUGGAGCACAGUCUGCAGCAGACAAGAACAGAGAUGAGCUGGAGAUGAGUGCAGUCAUUACAAUAAUGCAACCCAUCCUCCGUUUCUUACAGCUGCUCUGUGAAAACCACAAUCGGGAUCUACAGAAUUUCCUGCGCUGUCAAAACAACAAAACGAACUACAACCUGGUAUGUGAGACGCUACAGUUUCUGGACUGCAUCUGUGGAAGCACAACGGGAGGACUUGGACUUCUUGGUCUGUAUAUAAAUGAGAAGAACGUAGCACUGAUCAACCAGACCCUGGAAAGUUUGACUGAGUACUGUCAGGGGCCCUGCCAUGAAAACCAGAACUGCAUUGCUACUCAUGAGUCCAAUGGCAUUGACAUCAUCACAGCACUGAUUCUCAAUGAUAUCAACCCCCUGGGAAAAAAGAGGAUGGACUUGGUGUUAGAACUGAAGAACAAUGCCUCAAAACUCCUGUUGGCAAUCAUGGAGAGCAGGCAUGACAGUGAAAAUGCGGAAAGAAUACUCUAUAACAUGAGACCAAAAGAACUGGUGGAAGUGAUAAAGAAGGCCUAUAUGCAAGGUGAAGUAGAAUUUGAGGAUGGUGAGAACGGUGAAGAUCUUGCAGCAUCUCCUAGGAAUGUGGGACACAAUAUUUACAUACUUGCUCAUCAGUUGGCUCGUCAUAACAAGGAACUACAAAACAUGCUGAAGCCUGGAGGUCAAGUCGAAGGUGAUGAGGCUCUGGAGUUUUAUGCCAAGCACACAGCACAGAUUGAGAUUGUCAGGCUGGAUCGUACAAUGGAGCAAAUAGUCUUCCCUGUGCCCAGUAUAUGUGAAUUCCUCACAAAGGAAUCUAAGCUGAGGAUAUACUACACGACAGAGAGGGAUGAACAAGGCAGUAAGAUCAACGAUUUCUUUAUGAAAUCAGAAGACCUCUUCAAUGAAAUGAACUGGCAAAAGAAGCUGAGAGCUCAACCUGUGUUGUACUGGUGUGCUCGCAACAUGUCCUUCUGGAGCAGUAUUUCGUUUAACCUCGCUGUCCUUAUGAAUCUACUGGUAGCAUUUUUCUAUCCAUUCGAAGGAGUUCGAGAAGAUACACUAGAGACUCACUUAUCGGUCUUACUUUGGACAGCUAUGCUGAUAUCUUUGGCCAUAGUUAUAGCUCUUCCUAAGCCCCAUGGUAUCCGAGCUUUAAUAGCGUCUACAAUAUUACGGCUAAUAUUUUCAGUAGGUUUACAGCCUACCUUAUUUCUUCUGGGUGCAUUUAAUGUUUGUAAUAAAACAAUUUUUGUGAUGAGUUUUGUGGGUAACUGUGGAACCUUCACUAGAGGAUACAAGGCAAUGAUCUUGGAUGUGGAGUUUCUUUAUCAUCUGCUGUACCUUCUUAUUUGUGCUAUGGGACUCUUCGUACAUGAAUUUUUCUAUAGCUUAUUGCUUUUUGACUUGGUGUAUAGAGAAGAGACCUUGCUGAAUGUCAUUAAAAGUGUCACUCGCAAUGGACGGUCCAUCAUCCUGACUGCUGUUCUUGCACUUAUCUUGGUUUACCUGUUCUCGAUAGUGGGGUACCUGUUCUUCAAAGAUGACUUUAUCCUGGAAGUAGAUAAGCUGCCCAAUGAAACGUUAUUGCCAGACCGCACAGACUCUGGUGAGACCAUGACUGGGGAGUUCCUGUAUUCAGAUGUAUGUAAAGCAGGUAGUGGGGAAAACUGUUCUUCAGUCAUUCCUUCAAAAGAACUGAUUUCUGAAGAAAACGAGGAAGAGAAUAAAGAGCAUACGUGCGAGACGUUACUGAUGUGCAUUGUUACUGUACUGAGUCAUGGGCUCAGGAGUGGGGGUGGAGUAGGAGAUGUGCUCAGGAAACCAUCCAAAGAGGAACCUCUCUUUGCUGCUAGAGUGAUAUAUGAUCUCCUCUUCUUCUUCAUGGUGAUCAUUAUUGUCCUUAACUUGAUUUUUGGUGUGAUCAUUGAUACAUUUGCUGAUCUAAGGAGUGAAAAACAGAAGAAAGAAGAAAUUUUAAAAACAACUUGCUUUAUCUGUGGUUUGGAAAGAGAUAAGUUUGAUAACAAGACGGUCACAUUUGAAGAGCAUAUAAAAGAAGAGCACAAUAUGUGGCACUAUUUGUGUUUUAUUGUGUUAGUAAAAGUUAAAGAUUCAACAGAAUAUACUGGACCAGAAAGUUACGUUGCAGAAAUGAUCAAGGAAAGAAACCUUGACUGGUUCCCUAGGAUGCGUGCCAUGUCGCUCGUGAGCAGCGAUUCCGAAGGGGAGCAGAACGAGCUGAGAAACCUGCAGGAAAAGCUCGAAUCUACCAUGAAACUGGUUACCAACUUGUCUGGCCAGCUGUCUGAGCUGAAAGACCAGAUGACAGAACAGAGGAAGCAGAAACAGCGAAUCGGCCUCCUCGGACAUCCUCCUCCCAUGAAUGUGAACCCACAGCAACCAGCAUAAAUCAGCAGGGUCACUUGUCCCUCUCCCAGCAACAUGAAAAUGCUAAACAAGAGGUCAGAUUCAACCACUAAGGCUGCUUCUGUAUGUUUAGUUCAUUUUGUAAAUACCCUGUUUUUAUACUGUAUGUAUAUGACUGCUACUAAAAAGUUUUGGGGGCAUAUGUAUUGUAAGUAGAACUGUUGGCACAUGAUGGGGGGUUAUUUUUGUGCCAAAAGUAUCAAAAUUGCCUUUUUUCUUAGAAGGACUAAAGAGAGCACCUGCAUUGCACUUGAAAAGGUUUAUCGACUAAAGUAUGUGACAUGUAUUUUGUAUUUAAAAACUAGAAUAGCUAGUAUUUAUGUUUUUAUACAAUUGUGCAAUAUGAAUUAUGCAAUCACAAUAUCCUUGCAACUCCCGCACAUCCUGAAGGGAGUGCGCAUCUUCAGAUCUGGUGUGUUUAGUACAAUGUAAUAAAUGGUAUCAAAUUUACAGAUGUAAAUGAGGCUGCUGCCAAAUCUGUGUUACUGGUGAUUUUCAAUACCCCUGGGCAUUUUUGUACCAUAUGUGUAAAUAGCCUAUAAUGCCGUAUCUCAUUGCCUCUUCCCUCCCAGGGAUAACACUGGGAAUCCAGGAGUUGUUAAAUUGGUAUCCAUUUAAAAAAAAAAAAGAAGCUAAUUUUGGUUUUUAAAUGUUCCUUUUGAAGCCUCCAAAUUAGUAAGUGUCUUCAAAUACAACCAGGAGCCAUAGAAGAGGCACAAGCACUAAUUUUUGGAGAAUGCAACACAUUUCUUUAAAGGGAAGUUUUUAUGCGGAACUAAGCAUUGGAUAAAUGUGCACUGCUGGCGAAAUCAGUGCCAUCUCCUCAAGGCAUUUUGUGCCGUAUCACUAAGAACGUGCAUAUAAGCAUUUCCAGAGCUUGCAUUCCCAGCGUGGGGUGUUUUUUGUUUUUACAUUCUCUCAUUAGAGACAAAUGCCCACCGAGGAGUUUUUAACCACCGCGCAUUGCACCCAUUGAAACCCGAACUAUCCCGUUAGGAUUUGUAGGUGAGCACUGACAUACGUAAUACUUGUGAAGAGCCGCUCAUUUGGACUCCUUCUCCCUUCAUAUGGUCACUUUUUUGCGUUUCCCCCAGCUGAACGGUAUGAAAGGAACCUUUUUUAUCUGUUGCCUAGUUUUGUACAUGGACCUCAUUUUACAAAAGCUGAUUCCUCUGCAAUACUGUCUACAAAAAACAAAAUAAAAAAAAGUUAUGAAAGGAAAGCUAUGGAAGUUUGUAAAUGCAUAAAAAUAGAUAUUUAAAUAAACAAUGCUGAAUAAUACUGCACAGAA